Coregonus sp. 'balchen' is the source of this 8691-nucleotide messenger RNA. Lineage: Eukaryota; Metazoa; Chordata; Actinopteri; Salmoniformes; Salmonidae. The record is from the annotation of a GenBank genome assembly.
CACGAACAAGGUCAACUUGAUGCUGCUAUCAAGUGAAUACCUUUCACUCUUUCUGUCCCUCUCACAAACAGAAGCGCUCACUGACAGUCACAGAGACAAGUAAGGAGAAAAGAGUUUGUGAGAGAGACCGACCAUGUCGGCACAGAGGAAGGGAGUGGAAGCAAAGCUGCAAAAAUGUGCCUUCUGCAGGACCAACCAGGACAAGGAGUGUGGACAGCUGUUAGUGUCGGACAACCAGAAGGUGGCAGCCCACCAUAAGUGCAUGGUGAGAAGAACCACACAGUCGGUGGUAUAGCACCAACAACUGUAUGCAUUGGCCAUCUCCAGGAUGCUGACCUUCUAGACAGAGUUGCAAAGAAAAAGCCAUAUCUCAGACUGCCCAUCUUAAUCUUUUCUUUUUAUUGGCCAGUCUUAGAUAUGGCUUUUUCUUUGCAACUCUGCCUAGAAGGUCAGCAUCCUGGAGUCGCCUCUUCACUGUUGACAUUGAGACUGGUGUUUUGCGGGUACUAUUUAAUUAAGCUGCCAGUUGAGGACCUGUGAGGCGUCUGUUUCUCAAACUAGACACUCUAAUGUAUUUGUCCUCUUGCUCAGUUGUGCACCGGGGCUUCCCACUCUUUCUAUUCUGGUUAGAGCCAGUUUGAGCUGUUCUGUGAAGGGAGUAGUACACAGCGUUGUACGAGAUCUUCAGUUUCUAGGCAAUUUCUCGCAUGGAAUAGCCUUCAUUUCUCCGAACAAGAAUAGACUGACGAGUUUCAGAAGAAAGUUAUUUGUUUCUGGCCAUUUUGAACCUGUAAUCGAACCCACAAUUGCUGAUGCUCCAGAUACUCAACUAGUCUCAAGAAGGCAAGUUUUAUUGCUUAUUUAAUCAGCACAAAAUUUUUCAGUUGUGCUAACAUAAUUCCAAAAGGGUUUUCUAAUGAUCAAUUAGCCUUUUAAAAUGAUAAACUUGGAUUAGCAAACACAACGUGCCAUUGGAACACAGGACUGAUGGUUGCUAAUAAUGGGCCUCUGUGCGCCUAUGUAGAUAUUCCAUUAAAAAUCAGCCGUUUCCAGCUACAAUAGCCAUUUACAACAUUAACAAUGUCUACACUGUAUUUCUGAUCAAUUUGAUGUUAUUUUAAUGGACAUAGAAAUGUCCUUGUUUUUGAAAGAAAAGCCAUUUUUAAGUGACCCAAACUUUUGAACGGUAGUGUAUAUUUAAGUGUCACUCCACAAUAUGACAAUACAAAAUACAGAUUUAAAACCCAUUUUGUGGGCCACUCAAUAUUAGGAAGGUGUUCCUAAUGUUUGGUAUGCUCAAUAUAUGUUCCCAUAUUGUAGCUUAUUAUUACGAUUUAGCACUUUGAGUGUCAGGAGCAUGGUUAUUGCUUGUGUUGUCCAUGUAUUCUGUUGAAUGAUUGUCAUUGCUCUGUGCAGCUUUUCUCCUCCGCCCUGGUUACAUCUCACUCAGACAGCGACGAGAACAUCGGGGGAUUUUCUGUCGAGGACGUGAGAAAGGAGAUCAAGAGAGGGAAUAAACUUGUGAGUGUCCAUGGCAAGAUAUCUCCACGUGUCCUUACGUUUGGAGUGUGUCCCAAAUGGCACCCUAUUAGUGCACACUAAGUCUUACAGGGCUCUGGUCAAAAGUAGUGCACCAUAUAGGGAGUAGUGUGCCAUUUGGGACGCAUUCCAUAGUGAGUUGCCAGGUUCAGCUUGUGAGAUGGGUGCUGUAGCAGUUAUGUUUCUGAACAUGGCAGUUGCUCUCUUUUCCUCCCCUUCAGAUGUGUUCGUCCUGCCACCGGCCUGGUGCCACUAUUGGCUGUGAUGUGAAGACAUGCCGGCGGACGUAUCACUACUACUGUGCAAUAUGGGAUAAGGCCCAGGUCAAAGAGAAUCCCUCACAGGGGAUCUACCUGUAAGUGCCCUGUGUAAAUAACCGUAUUACAACAACAUGUAGCUGGAAAUUUCUGUUAAAAACAAUCCUAAUAUUUCUGUAUUUGUUUGUCUCUGGAUGUAGUGUGUAUUGUCGCAAACACCGGGAUGCCUCUCAGGAUGCCAGUGGAGGUAUCUAACUUAUCUUUUACGUGAUAUUCAGCACACAAGGGAUGGCUUUUCUUUUGACACUUUUAAAGUAGACCACAAGAGGAUAACUCAAUACUGUUGUUGAAGGUGAAUGGCCAGCGUAUUGACGUAUCCAAUUUAUAUUUUUCAGAUGAUCAGGAACAGGGAGGUGUGGCCAAUGACUCAGACUCCUCUCCUCAGCGGAGUAGGGGCCGUGGGAGAUUAGAGAAAGGGCGAAUCAAAGCUGGUUUCCAUGGCCAAUCGGAGGACACCCGCUCAACCUCCUCUCAAGGCGUAGAUGAUGAGAGCUCCUCGCAUGUAAAGACCCCCCCCACACACACACACACUGUAGUUCCUUUGGGCAUGCCCAUUAUUAGGACUACGUGGUGACUAUUAUCAAGCUCCUGUAAAAAACAUUUGCCCUGUACAUGGAUCCUGAGGUGUGUGUGUCUGUGUGUUUCAGAGAGACAGGUCCCCUCUGAGGGGCUCUGGGGACGGUGGCCUUCGCUGUGGCUUCUGCCACACCGGAGAGGAGGAGAACGAGUUGCGGGGCGUGCUUCAUGCAGAUAACGGAAAAAAGAUCGCUGCACAUUACAAGUGCAUGGUAAGUCUUAUCGCGUAUAAGUCUGUACUAAGCCGUAACGAUCAAUGUUCAUCAAAUAACUAAUUUUGUGCUGAAGAUGGUCUUUAUACUAUUGCUUGUCCAAGCAUUACUUUGUGCAAGAUGUAUGUUUUGGAAAAGCACAAUCAGUUAUAUAGGUCUUGUCUGCUGUACUCAUAAUUUCCCCUGUCUGUCACCUGACCUUGUUGUCUCUCCUCCUUGGCAGCUGUUCUCAUCAGGAACCGUUCAACUCACUACCUCCUCACGGGCUGAAUUUGGGAACUUUGACAUCAAAACGGUCAUCCAGGAAAUCAAGAGGGGGAAGAGAAUGGUGAGAACCUUGGAGAUAGUACAGUAAUGUGAAGACAAAAGGGUGGCUAAGUGGGACAUGUAUCUAGCUCUAUCAACUAAUUAGAUGUUAUUUUCAGAGAAUGUAAAGAAUUUCUACUGAAUAUGGGAGAAGUUCCUUGAAAGUCACCAAUGCCAUGUCAGAGACCUGCUCUUGUAUUUCCAGUCAGAUUGAUGUACCUUACUUAGUUGAACGCACUGACAGUAUGUCGCUUUGGAUAAGAGCAUCUGCUAAAUGACAAAUGUACAAGUAUACUGAACAAAAAUAUAAAAGCAACAUGCAACAAUUUCAACGAUUUUACUGAGUUACAGUUCAUAUUAGGAAAUCAGUCAAUCUAAAUAAAUGAGUUAGGCCCUAAUCUAUGGAUUUCACAUGAAUGGGAAUACAGAUAUGCAUCUGUUGGUCACAGAUACCUUAAAAUAAAUGGGCCUCACAAUGGGCCUCAGGAACUCGUCACUGUAUUUCUGUGCAUUCAAAUUGCCAUCGAUAAAAUGCAAUUGUGUUCUCGUUGUCCUUAGCUUAUGCCUUCCCAUACCAUAACCCCACCGUCAUCAUGGGGCACUCUGUUCACAAAUUUAACAUCAGCAAUCCGCUCGCCCAUUGACGCCAUACACAUGGUCUGCGGUUGUGAGGCCGGUUGGACAUACUGCCAAAUUCUCUAAAAGGACGUAUUACCACCACACCGGCUCAUUACAUUCUCUGGCAACAGCUCUGGUGGACAAUCCUGCAGCCAUCAUGCCAAUUGCCGGCUCCCUCAAAACUAGAGACAUUUGUGGCAUUGUGUUGUGUGACAAAACUGCACAUUUUAGAGUGGCUUUCUAUUGUCCCCAGCACAAGUUGCAUCUGUGUAAUGAUCAUGAUGUUUAAUCAGCUUCUUGAUAUGCCACACCUGUCAGGUGGAUGGAUUAUCUUGGAAAGGUAAAAAUGCUCACUAGCAGGGAUGUAAACAAAUUUGUGCAAAGAAUUUGAGAGAAAUACGUUUUUUGUGUGUGUGGAAAAUUUCUGAGAUCUUUUAUUUCAGCUCAUGAAACAUGGAACCAACACUUUACAUGUUGCGGUUAUAUUUUUGUUCAGUGUAUAUUUUAUGGUCUCUUUCAGAAAUGUACACUGUGUGCCCAGUUGGGAGCCACCAUUGGCUGUGAGAUCAAAGCCUGUGUGAAGACUUACCAUUAUCACUGCGGCCUGCAGGACAAGGCCAGAGAACAUGGCUCGUGGCAUCUACAAGUGAGAUCCCCUCUGCUUUGUCAUUUUCAGGUGUCAAGUCAACACAUGGAUCGUUUUUUUUUUCUGGUUCAUAAAAGAAACACUUAGUUUACUGUUGGUAUUUAAUUACAUUGCAACAACUACUUAAAGUAUAAUUUCUUUGCUCCUGAAAGAACUCAAUUAUCACAAUCAAUAUUUCUUUCAGUUAGCAAACACUGUAGGCCUACACAUAAAAUAGUCACUCAGGGAGCAGAUCCCUAGGUAACACUAUUUGGAUAGUCCAGCUGUAGAUGCUCUACAGACUAUCAGUAACAUUUCAACUAACUAUCUACUAACCGUAGCGCUAAUCCUAACCUUACACCUUAUCCUCACCCUAAACUUACCCUUAUUCUAAACCUAACCAUAACCUUAGCAAGCAGUUGUUUAUUAUUAGCAUCUACUGAUGGAAAAUCCGGACUAUCCAAAUAAGUGUGACCGAUCCCUAAUAUGUUGUCAUUGCAUCACUCCAAAGUUAUGUGAGAAAAGUAGCUUUGCAACCUGGGAACUGCACCCCCUUGAGCUUCAAAUGUGGUUUGCAACACAAUUACAUGUACAUUUUAGUCAUUUAGCAGACGCUCUUAUCCAGAGCGACUUACAGGAGCAAUUAGGGUUAAGUGCCUUGCUCAAGGGCACAUUGACAGAUUUUUCACCUAGUCGGCUUGGGGAUUAGAACCAGCGACCUUUCGGUUACUGGCACAACACUCUUAACCACUAAACUACCUGCUGCCCCUUCCUUGAAGGCUGAGAAAGAAUGUAAACAGAUAAUACAAGUGGCAGUUCAACAAUCCUUUACCUGCUGUACAAGCCCUAUCUGUAAUGAUAUGUAUCUAGGGCUGUUGCGGUGACCGUAUUACCACCACACCGGCGGUCACGAGUCAUGAAGACAGUUUAGUUUAGUCACGGUAAUUAGACUUCUCCAAGCUCUGAUGCUGCUGAUGGUCAUUAGUAGCCUACCAAACUUGCUAACUGCCUGGUACUCAGCACUCUAUUGUCCCUCUAAUCACUCUGACAUCAAUGCAAAUGUAUUCGAAAAUCUUAACAAACACUUAACGAGAGCCCAUGAUUUCAUGUUGCGCAACAUUUCCAUAGGCUAUGCAAUUGCGUGAGAAAACAGAGUGAUGACCUCUACUAAAAAUAGGAGGAUCAGCCUUCUAUAGGCUAGGCCUACUAUAUUUAUUUCUCAACUUUCCUAAUAUUAAGCACAUUGCUGAUAUUUACAACAGGAGUAUAGCCUACCUGGCUGACAUGAAAAUAAACUAGGGGGAAAAGCGUCCUCCAUUCGCUAUUUAAGUGCAUAGAUGACAUGUAUUUUUCCCCCAUUGACCCUGUUUCAAUACAGGUGCAUGAUAAUGGUCCAUUCUAAAUCAAAACAAAUUUCACACAUAUAUUAUUUAGUAUAUGUAAAGACAAUAUUAAAUCAAGCAUUGUCUGAUGGGUGACAAUAUUAGCCUAUCACUUGUGAAUUAUAUAUGAUCACUUGUGAAUGAUGCCCAGCAUAAGAAACAAAGCCUUUUUUAUGCGCCUUUAUUUAAUCAUAGUCACACACCUCAUGUAGCCUAGCACAUAGGCCUACAUGUUUUAAUAAGGUUUGUAUGACAACUCAAGUGACCAAACAACUACUUAAAAUUAAGCACAUUAUUUUGCUUUACAAGGGGUGUAGGGCCUAACUGGCAUACAUAAGCAGCGCGUGAGUUUCAAGUUUGGGGAAGAUCAUUUUCACCAUAAAAAUGCACCUUUGUAAUAAAAGCAUUACAUGCAUAAUUGCAUUUUACUCAAAGCCAGUGGCAUGUCGUUAGUAAAGAUUGAAAAAAGUAAGGGGCCUAGAUAGCUGCCCUGGAGAAUUCCUGAUUUGAACUGGAUUUUGUUGGAGAGGCUUCCAUUAAAGAACACCCUCUGUGUUCUGUUAGACAGGUAGCUCUUUAUCCACAAUAUGGCAGGGGGUGUAAAGCCAUAACACAUAAGUUUUUCCAGCAACAGACUAUGAUCGAUAAUGUCAAAAGCCUCACUGAAGUCUAACAAAACAGCCCCCACAAUCUUUUUGUCAUCAAUUUCUCUCAGCCAAUCAUCAGUCAUUUGUGUAAGUGCUUGUUGAAUGUCCUUCCCUAUAAGCGUGCUGGAAGUCUGUUGUCAAUUUCUUUACUGUAAAAUAGCAUUGUAUCUGGUCAAACACAAUUUUUUCCAAAAGUUUACUAAGGGUUGGUAACAGGCUGAUUGGUCAGCUAUUUGAGCCAGUUAAGGGGGCUUUACUAUUCUUAGGUAGGGGAAUAACUUUUGCUUCCCUCCAGGCCUGAGGCACACACUUUCUACUAGGCUUAAAUUGAAGAUCUGGCAAAUAGGAGUGGCAAUAUUGUCCGCUAUUAUCUUCAGUAAUUUUCCAUCCAAGUUGUGCGCAUUGCUGCGCUUAUAAUGUGAAGAAAUAGCCUAAUAGUUUAUCAACAUUUUAAGCUAAACGUUCUGAUCUGUUGCGUCAGCCACAUUGCAUUGAUGCUAGUGGUUGUAUUAAUUUGGGAUCUAUCGCAUCCCACAACUGUCCCAGACUGUUUGGAAUAUUAAUUUCUAGCACAGAAUAGAAUAGGUUGACCUUUGUACUAUGGGGGAUAGUAGAUUGACAUAGGCUAGUGCUUUUGCUGUUUGUUAGGCCUAUUCAUCUUGUUGGCUGACGAAAAGUAAAUGUGGACAAUUCUUCCAUUAUCUUCAAUAUGCACCUCGGAAUUGGAUAAGGACACGCUCAGUUGUGUCUGUCUUCACUUGUAGCCUGUGAGAAAGACCUGAUCACGUGAUGGAGUUCGCAGCACUCAGGGAGGCGCGCACAACGGGCACUUUUGUAGGGAGCAUUAUGGCCACACAAAGCGGAUGCCGGCGUCAAAUUCUAGGCAUUAUCAAGUGCUUGUCAAAUUGUGAAUGAGUGACUGAUGUAGUGUGUACAGCCUGCACAAAAAACAAAGCAGAGCUCUUGCCUUUGAAGCAACUUUUUUCAAAUUAUCAUUAGUCGCAUCAUGCAACCUUACAAUGUAUUAAAAAUCAAAACAUAUAGCCCAACAUUUGUAGAACAACUAAAGUUAUAUUAAUAACUCUAAAUUAAGCAUAUAGGAAUACCUUUUUCUUUGUUAACCGCUCAACACAGAAUAGCCGCAUGUGCGCACUCCCUCAAAUCGUUCGGAGAAAAUAUUAUUUAUAUUUUAUUCAGCUUUGUUCAAUUGUAUUCUUCAUACUAUAAAAGAAUGCAACGGAAUUCUAAGCAAAUCUUGUCUGCUAAAUGAACUAGUGCAGCCCACAGCCAUUUGGCAUAGCCAAAUCAGGACCUAACAUAAGGACAACUCAGAGUAUGCUAUUCUGUUCUUCUGAAAUAGACUACAUUUUCUUCAUAUCAUGCUUCUUUAGACCUGUCUAAAAUAAAUAAUGGAUUUAUUGUGAAGGUGUAGGCUAUAUUACAUGGAUUUAUUAGACAUUUUAAAAUGUAGAUGUUCCAAAGGUCUGCAUCAGUGGCUUGUGGCUGUGUGUGGAAGCCAGGAGAUGCUAAAUGUGUUUAUGUUAAUUAACAGUAAAUUACCGUGAGACCAACAGUUAUUUGCUUGACAAUCACCGGCUGACGAAAUUUCAUGACCGCCACAGCCCUAUAUGUAACUGUCGGAAAGAUAUGUAAUAAGUUGACAUUACACUAUUCUGUCUCUGCUCCAGGCUGUACUGUAAGAAUCACAGUGGGAAUGAGGAGCGGGAUGAGGAGGACGAGGAGAGGGAGAGUUGCAGUAGAGAGAGGGCGGCCAUUGACCAUAGGGGAACUCUGCCUCCGCCACAAGUCAAUGGCAACUAGGUAUGGCACUGUCACACCUGCCUGGAUCAAAUGGUGAUAAAGAAAAGUACCAGUAGACCAGCUGCUAUGAUGGUAGACAAAUUAAGUAUUUGGUAUUCGGAUGAUGUCAGUGUUCUUCCUUCACAGGUGAUGGUUAAGGAUUGCAAAAGGAUAAGAAGAGAGGGGAUAUCCAAGAUGGAGCAAAGCUAUUUUUCUAUUGAGUUCUACUCCCUAAGUAAGGGGCUAUUGCAAGCCCCUUCAUUCACCCUUUCAGUUUCAAACAACGGACACACACAGCCCUGCAGGUCAUCAGCCAGAUGUGAACAUGUCAGCCCUUGGCUUCUUCACAAACCACUUUCAUAUUGUCAGGUUUAAUGGAUGAGAAAUGGCACAGACUGACUGGAGUACUCUGCUGAGAGCAAAACACUGCUGCAGUGCUGGGUGAAAGACAAAGCAUUGGAACCGUGGUCAGUGCUACUCAGUUGUGGUCUCCCUCUAAUGCAUGUUGUAUUGCUCUUAAAGAAGACAUGACUGGACAAAGUUAUCGACAUUCACUGUAUCUGGCUUCCCAUGUGCCCCUAAGUGUUCUAGUCCUAUACAAACAAUAUUAUUCUUCCUCUAGCUCUUCUUCAGGACUCUCUUCAAGGAUGCUGCCUUCUACUCAUUUAA